CUUGUAAAACGCUGACUUAAUUUAUGAUUAAACAUUUUAUGGUGAAAUUAUACCUGUGCUGUGGUACCGAUUUUUAUGAAAAUUUUGCUUGAGUGUUUUAUACCCGGAUGUUCUUACUAGGACAAUUAUUUAAAGAGCUAGCAAAUGAUGUUAAUUAGAAGUUCGUUUUCAUCUGAAAUGAUCAGCAAUCAUUGAUUACCAGUUAAAAGUACUUCAUUAAUAUUUACACAAAUAACACAUUAUAAGGAAGUACCCAACUCCUUUUCAAUUUGGAGAGAAGACAAAAGAAGAUGAAUUAAGGACCUCAAACUAACCGCUGAAUUGCACGAGAGAUAACUUAGUCAAAAUAGACCAAGGUUGGCAGAGGCCUAUAUUAGAAGACGGAUGAUAAAAGAAGAAGUAUAACAGGAAAAAGAAUAAGAAAAAGGAGAAUAAUGAGAUCCUGGGAAUGAGAUGAUCCUGAAUCCGGAUUCUUCUACAAGUUGUUUAUAAGCGAAAAGGUUUGUAUCAUAGUAUAUAUUUGGCACUCCGGGAAACUCUUUUCAAUAGAAAAGAAUUCAUAUUGAUUUUUCAAAUGAAUCAAUUUGCUCCAAAAAACAACAAAAUAUUCGAUAAACAACAAGACGACACAAUUUUGGGUGAAACCCAUCAACGAAAAAUCCAAUGUCCAACAUUUGUAAACAAACAAAAAAACUGGAUUUCUUGAAAUUACGAUUCUCUGAAUUGCUUAAGUAACCAUAUACCUACCUAUACCUGAUGGCCGAAUGGUAGUUUGUAUUGAAAUUAAAAAAAAAAAAAGACUUCUGUUUACAAUAAUAUACAGAAUUAUUCUGCAGGAAAUAAUUUAUUCCAAAAAAAAAAAUCAUGCUUAUAUGGUUUAUUCAUCCUUAACAUUUUAAUUAAUUGAUACUUGCAAGGUCCAAGAUUUUAUGCUUAUGUUCGUAUAAUAAAAUAAAUGUACCAUUUACUACCUGUUAGGUAUAAUGAUAAGCCUCUCUCUUCUUGUAUUUUCAUUCCAUCCUUCCUCGGAGAGUUUUAUUUUUUCUUAUUUGUUUGCAUGCAGAUGCAAAACAAGAUUUCGAAGAUGGUCUAGAGACCCCAGUUCACCUACGUCACCACCAAUUUAUAUUCACCAUUGUGCAUAUAUAUUUAGUUAAUGUUGUUUUGGGACGUGCUUUCAAUUGAAUAAGUUUUGUUAGUUCUACAACGGUUUUACAAUAAGAUACAUCAAACAUCAUCAUCAUCAGUAAGUAAAUGGAUAAGAACCAAUUGUGGAUUGAUACGUUCUUGAAGAAGGAAGAUGGCAAGAAUAUCAACCAGUAUCUUACAGUAUUUAUUGCAACCAUCACAUUAUUUAUAUCAGGCAUCCAUCAAGGAUGGGCUGGCCCGUCCUUAGUCAAACUCCUUUCGGAUGAAUACCCAAUCCCAGUCACAGAAGAAGAAGCUUCUUAUAUCACCAUCAUUGGCCCAGUAGGUCACGUGAUUGGUGGGUUUUUAUCCUCCUAUUUGGCAGAUUUUAUUGGCAGAAAGGCUACAGUAUUAUCUAUAGGAUUGCCUCAGCUCGCUUCCUUCAUCCUCAUCUACUUCUCCUACAAAGGUGUCUACCUCCUUUACAUUGCCAGAAUCCUAGGAGGCAUGGGUGAAGGAGCCUCAUUAGCUCUCCUACCAUGUUACAUUGCAGAAGUAGCCGAACCAUCAGUUAGAGGCUCUUUAGGCUCCUUUGUGAACCUACUACUACUAUUUGGGCAAUUAUUUGUAAACUCAGUGGGUUCGUAUUUGACAAUCCAUUCCACUGCAAUGGUUUGCUUAGUUUUCCCAAUAAUAUUUUGGAUAACCUUUAUCUACAUGCCUGAAAGUCCUUAUUAUUGUUUGAUGAAAGGUGACACAGAAAGAGCAAGACACGCUUUACAAGUCUUAAGAAGAAAACGUGAGGUGAAUCUGGAACUGGAGCAAUUAUCUGCUGAUGUUGCCAGGCAAAUGUCUGAGCAAGGCUCGUAUAAAGAAUUAUUCACUAUUAAAUCAAAUAUGAAAGCAUUUAUGAUGGUGAGCUUUACAAGAACUUUUCAAGUGUUCACUGGAAGUAUUGCCUUAAUGUCUUACCAACAAAUCAUGAUAGCUCAAUCAACAGAUUUAUCUCCAGUAAUGGGCUCAACAGUAUUAAUCAGUGCAGGAAUUUCAACAGUCAUUAUAGCGUCUUUUUACAUAGACAAAUAUGGUCGAAAACCUGUUUUUGUAGCUUCAGCUGCUCUGACUGCAAUAACUCUAUUCGGACAAGCAUUAUUUUUAACAAUCAAAGACUACACUACCAUAUCUGUUUCAACAUACUCCUGGUUGCCUUUACCCAUAAUGAUUUUGAAUAAUUUAGCUUUUAGAGGCGGCCUGGGAGUAGUCACCAACAUUUUCAUCAGCGAAAUAUUUUCAGCCAGCAUCAAAGCUAAAGGCAUGAGCUUAAGCAGCUUAGUAUUUGCUAUACUUAUGAUAGUGAGUACCAAAAUGUAUCAGUUUACUGCUGACAAUAUCGGCCUGGCGGUUCCGUUUUACGUGUUUGCGAUUUUUACGUUUUUCGGUACCUUGUUCUUUCAUUUUGUUUUACCUGAAACCAAAGGGAAGAGUUUAGAGGUGAUCCAGCAAGAAUUGAAAGGCGAGAGUAAUAAUAAGUUAACUGAGAGCAGGAUUAAUUUUAUUGAAGAAACAUGACUUGAGAUGUUCAGUUCUAAAAUAAGUUCACAUGAAAAGAAUCUCCCUGUGAUAAUUUUUAAUGUAUUAUUUAUUUAGUUGGUAUAAUAGCACUGUAGAUCAUAAGGUAUAAUGUAAUUUAUUUUUUAGGAAUUCAUGUGGUUUUUAUCAUACAAAAGAUGUUGAAUUAAAUGAUACCUACCUACUAGAA
This is a messenger RNA of Ceutorhynchus assimilis (cabbage seed weevil), 2887 nucleotides long. The record is from the annotation of a GenBank genome assembly. Lineage: Eukaryota; Metazoa; Arthropoda; Insecta; Coleoptera; Curculionidae.